This is a messenger RNA of Dissoconium aciculare CBS 342.82, 977 nucleotides long. RefSeq lists its product as uncharacterized. The record is from RefSeq and is a predicted model, not a curated record. The transcript has a single exon. The coding region runs from base 136 to 924 and encodes 262 amino acids. Lineage: Eukaryota; Fungi; Ascomycota; Dothideomycetes; Mycosphaerellales; Dissoconiaceae.
GUCGGGGCAGCAUUAUAGUGACUGGUGAAUUCUGUCUGAAGAAGCUGCCAGAUGUGCUUGUGAUCGAUCUUUCGCAAGCAUUAAUGCGUGCCGCGCACGGCGUUGACGGUACAGGGAACUCGUCCACUCCGUGGCAUGGGACAUCUAUUUACUGGUAGUCAGCCAUCUGCCGGCGGCUCCACUCACGGCGCAUCCUUGGGAUCUACCGGCAGCGUCCAAAGAUAUCACAGCGAUCCGCAACGAUCGGCACCAGGCAAAGCACUGUGUGAACUGCACACCUUUCGGAGGUGUCGUCGUCCCAGAGCUGUAGGCCAGAGCAACUACGUCGUGCUCGUCCUCGACGCCCGCCUGCGGAUAGGCUCGAGAGCCAUACUUUCAAUCGUAGGUGCAACCCCGUUCGCUCGUCCUAUCGAAUGGAGGACUUGCUUCCGCGGCACUAGCGUCAGCUUCCUCGAGGAGCAGAAUGUGCGGACUAUCCUGGCGGAAAACAACAUGCAUAAGCGGAAUGAACCCUCGAUCCACGACGACGCAGUCGACGCCGGCAUGGGUCAAGAUGUAGUCUCCAUCUUUUGGAGGGAGACGAUGGUUCACAGCGACGCUGACGCCUCCUGCGGCGAAGAUGGCGAAGAUGGAGGCGGCAGUCAUUGGAGUUGUGUUAUAUAUGUGUCACGCUCUUCGGCACAAAAAGACAAGGUCGUGUCGUCCGGUUGUCCGCUAUCCAUGGAUGCCUUGCCAAAAAGAGACUCGCCGGCAUGUGCUGUACGUGAACGUUGUAUAGGGCUCGCAAAGCUGAAGCGACGCAAUAUUGCGCUCCGGCUUUUUUCUGUACACGGAGAUGCCAUUCUUAGGACGCCGCUUGUCGCAAAGUUUAGUAUCCUGAUCCGUCCCUCUAUUGCAAACCUGUUCUCUUGGUCCUUGGGCUAAUGUAAGUUCUGGGAUCGGAGUUCUGCCUGGUCUUCCUUACAGUCGCCGCAGCA